Molecule: messenger RNA, 1259 nt
Organism: Pseudo-nitzschia multistriata
Lineage: Eukaryota; Bacillariophyta; Bacillariophyceae; Bacillariales; Bacillariaceae
Source: the annotation of a GenBank genome assembly
CGAAUUUUGAAUCUUUUGAAUCAUUCGAAUUCUCUCGGGACGGUCGAACCGGAACAGGAGAUGCCCAACGGCUUCUUUGGUCUGAGACAGAGUUCGAAGGACGACAGAGACAGAGACAGAGACGCCGACUAUGGACGAAUCCGAGCCCCCGACACCGAAAAAGACCACCAGGGUCUUUGUCCUCCUCGGCCAGUCCAACAUGGUGGGAAUGGGCACCGUCCAAGGAGCGGACACCGAGGGAACCCUCCAGCACGCCGUCCAGCAAAAGAAGCUGUACCGGUACCUGGUGGACGCGGCCACCGGCGAGUGGAAGGAGGUCGUCGAUCCCUCUGUUCGGAACAUCUUCACCAUGGGAAGCGGGAACGACCCCCGGGACGGCGUCCGCCAGAACGAAUUGCUGACGGUGAAACACUCCCGGAUGAUCGGGCCCGAGAUCGGGAUCGGCUGCGUCCUCGGCCGGUGGAGGAGGUCGGAAGCGGCCGCACGAACCCCAACCCCGAACGGCAGCAGCAGCAGCAGUAAUAGAAGCAGCCACCCCAACGACGAAAUCGAAACCGUCCUCCUCAAGAGCUGCAUCGGCAACCGGAGCCUGGGCUGGGACCUCCUGCCCCCGGGGAGCCCGUCCUUCGAGCACACCGAGCCUUCCUCGGGGAAGAAGUGGACCUACGCGGGGUACGGCCAGUCCCCCAGCCGAUGGGAGGCCGGGACCGAUCCCGUCCCCGACCCUUCGUGGCACGCGGGGGAGCAGUACGACGGGGACGUCCGCAGGGCCCGAAGGGUCCUGGAGGGCCUUUCCGGAGACGGCGAAAACGACGGUGCCGUGUCCGUCGCGGGCUUUUUCUUCUGGCAGGGCGACAAGGACCGGUACGACCUCGCGUACGCGGGGAGGUACAAGGAAAACCUGGCCCGGCUGGUCCGGGCGCUGCGGAAGGACUUUGGGGCCCCUGGGGCGCCCUUUGUCCUGGCCACCCUGGGCCAGACGGCGAGAGACCAAGCCGGGACCGGUGCCGACGGGCUCAUCUUCGAGGCGCAGACCGGGCUGCAGGAACUGCCCGAAUUUUCCGGGAACGCGUUCUGCGUCUACUCCAAGCCCUUUUGCCACGGCGGGGCGUCAAACGGCCACUACAACCACAACGCCGAGACCUACAUGGACGUGGGGCUGGCGAUGGGCCGUGCCAUGGUGGACCUCCUUGCGGACGAUGCCACCCAGAGCCCGGGCCCGACGGGCAUCUUGUAAACUAAUACUCUAUCUAAAUUAU